Molecule: messenger RNA, 3219 nt
Organism: Lethenteron reissneri (Far Eastern brook lamprey)
Lineage: Eukaryota; Metazoa; Chordata; Hyperoartia; Petromyzontiformes; Petromyzontidae
Product: B-cell lymphoma/leukemia 11A-like
Biological process (GO): regulation of transcription by RNA polymerase II
Molecular function (GO): RNA polymerase II cis-regulatory region sequence-specific DNA binding; DNA-binding transcription factor activity, RNA polymerase II-specific
Source: RefSeq, a predicted model, not a curated record
CGCCCGUGUUGACUCGGCAGAGCUCGUCACUAGGUAAUGGCGGCUUCGCUCAACGUCUGCGCUGGGAUGUAACAGCUGCUGCUGCUGUUUGCCAGGCCUGCAGUGUGAACCAAAUUUCCAGCAAUGGCGGCGGUGGCGGCGGCCGCAGUGGUGUCCCACAUCAACCCGCGCCAGGACUUCCCGGCGUGGCUGGCCGCUCACGGCGUGAGCCUCAGCGUGGCCGAGGCCGUGGACAGGGAGCUGGGCAUCGGCGACUACGAGGCCUUCCUGGCGUGCGCCGAGCAGCCCCACGUCAGGGCCGAGAUGUUCGCCGCCGCCAGGGAGCGGCUGCCCUUCGCCUUCUACGCCGUGCUGCGCCGCCUCACCGAGGCCUCGUCCCCCAAGGGCCACGACGGGGCCGGCGGCGGCCUUCAGGCCGCCGGCAACGCGGCGGCGUUCCAGCCGUUCCUGAGCGGCCUCCUGGACGCCAUCGUCCUCAUGCUCAACAGCCUGAGCCAGGAGCUGCUGCACUCGGCCGAGAGGUUCAGCUGCCUGGAGCCCGCCCUCUACCCCGUGGUGUCGCUGGACGAUGGCGAGGGAGAGCACGUCCCGUACCCGGGCACAGUUGUCGACGUGGCCGACGAUUACGAAGCGGUGGUGGUGGACUCGUGCGUGACGGAGGAAGCUCAGGACGUGGCUGACGAGGAGGAAGAGCCACUGGUGGAACCAGGCGAUGGCUCUGCCAUGGACAUUGUCCCGCAUCCCGGCGGGGACAACAGUUCAGGCUGCAUGGCGUGGAGGGGAGCUGCCAUCAAGUUGGAGCACAACUCCGAAGCUUCGACGAAAGUGCCACUGGCGGGAGCGGAUGAGCCCCGGCAGGAGCCGCCGCCAAUCGCAGUUUACGCUGCCAGUUGCGUGAGCACCAAAGAGCUGCUGGCGGAAGUGAAGCUGGAGAAGGAUGAGUUCCUGAGAGACGACAGGGUCGGGUGCCUGGACCAGCGAGAAAACGUGUUCGAUGACGGGGAGCGAGGAGAUGGAGCCGAGCCCGACGACUGGAAUCUGAGUGUGGAGGCGGGGGUCGUCGUGCACAGCGUCGAAAUCGGUUCGUCGGACAGCAGGAAUUUCAUCGGCAUGAGCGCCGAUUUGGAGAUGCCGCACCAGACCGGGGAGCCACGUGAGCAGCCGUUCCACCGCGCCAGCCCGGCGCCGACUGGCCUGGGGAGGGACAGCGGCUGGGUUCGGCGGGGCAGCGUGACGCUCGCGGGAGCGGCGGCGGCGGCGGGACAAGGAGGCAGAGUCGGGGGGGCAGGGACCAGAUCGGCCGGGAGUCUGUACGCGCUGGGAGCCAGGGGCCACUGCCACGCGGGGGCGUCGGGGGUGGCGCCCGACCGUCUGGGCGAGCAGCUGCAGCUGUCCCCGGACUCCAGGGGCUUCCAGCCACGUGCGGGAGGCGGAGCAGCCGGGGUCCAACGCACAGGACACAGGAGGGAAGAUUGUAAAAGGGAUAAGUGUGCCUUCCCAGGAGUCAAUCAGGACAAUGUAACUCUGAUAAACUAUUUCAGAAAUGGGAGGGGCCUCAUAGAUCACGGGGCGACGCCGCUGGCCUUUGCCGGCACGGCGGGGGUGAGCGCGGCGAGCGCCGCCCGGCAGUGCCGCGUGGACGGCUUGCACCCAGAGCCCGUCGGCGCGCGGGCCCACUGCGUCGCCCGCCUGCACCCGAGCUCGGCGCAGCUGCAGCUGCCGUGCCGCAUCGCCGUGGAGAAGCCCUACCAGUGCCGCGUGUGCGGCCAGAAGUUCCGGCACCUGCAGUACUUCCGCAAGCACGAGCGCACGCACGCCGGCGAGGUGCUGUUCACGUGCGAGGAGUGCGGCAAGGUGUUCCUGCAGUCGGUCGACCUCAUCCGCCACCGGCGCAUUCACACGGGCGAGAAGCCCUUCGUGUGCGUCGAGUGCGGCAUGACCUUCCGCCUCAAGCACCACCUGCUGGGUCACCAGCAGAGGCACGUCCGCGAGAAGGAGCGGGAGUUGGACGUGGUCAUGCUGAUGCCCCCGCCCGAUGCCGCCGCCGCCACCGAAUGAACCCCCCCACCCACCCCCGUGCAUGCUGGGUGACGCGAUUUGGAAACGCGUCAUCUGGAAACUUGGGUAUCGAGGUGUGCCGGUUCUGAGCGUGUGUGGGUUUGUCGCUGGAUUUCGUUUAACCGUCAGAGACGGGAUUCCCUUUGUUCAUUUGUUGGUUUGACGCAAGGUUGUCAUGGAGCUGCUCGCGAGGUCAAAUAAAGGGAAUAGGGGCGAGGGGCUCCGCGUGGAUAAUUUGCCACGGGAGUUUCCAAUUUUGCGUCUUCGUGAGAGUCAUGGGAUUCAUCUGUAGGUGUCCCGACCCAUGGUUGCGUGUUGGGGAGUUGUGUGAAGGGAGCAGUCCCACACGGAACAAUGCGGCUUGGGGCUCGAGAACUCGUGUAUAAAUUUUGCAAAAGUCCUCCGGCUGCGAUUGUCGUAAGAUCCGAAAUGACGUUCGCAAUUUUUAAGUUACUAAGACCUGCCGAGAUGGCAACGUCCGGGUCACGUGAGCACGGCUGCUUGCUCAGGGACGAUGUCCUGUCUGCCCCACUGCUCCAGCCAACAAUCUCGCGCACCAUGGCCGCUGGGACGUCACAACACGUGCCCUUCAAGUGGUCUGCCGCCGAGAUGAGUUAUUACGAGAGAAUCAUGAGUAAUGUUGACACUCAUUAACUAUGUCACAUUGGUUAUAAGUUGACUUUUGACUGAGCAUAAUCUUCGGCUUGGUAAAGUAUUCGCUGACAAUCGACUUAAUAGUGAGUGGUCCUGUCCACCUGUAACUUUUAUCCCAACUUAAGAGUGCUUCCAAGUAUCCAGUCCCCAAUGAAAUCGAGUUACGCAACAUCUGAGCUUAUUUAAAUGGUGAAGUUGUUGGGUUCCCGGGCCCCUGGUUAUAACAGCUGUUGUGAGGAAUCCGGCGGAAGGACGUGAUGGGGAGGUGUGACUGCUGUACAUGGCACCGACUUUUUAUCUUUUGACAUUGCUGUGGCGUUGGGCAAAAGUGCAGUGCAUCACUGGACAUUGAUAGAUACUGUAAACUCUGCCGCGUGAUUGCCAUUGAUGCUGGGGUUUGAAGUUGCUCUUGUGUACUGUGAGGUUUUGGGUAAUUUUUAGCUGUGCUGUCAUUUGCUUAUAAACGCUGACGAUGAAACCGUGUGUGUUGCAAUAAAUGCUGCAUAA